Thecamonas trahens ATCC 50062 is the source of this 612-nucleotide messenger RNA. Its product is annotated as small G-protein. Gene Ontology annotation, molecular function: GTP binding; GDP binding; GTPase activity. The transcript is spliced from 2 exons. NCBI's taxonomy places the organism in Eukaryota, Apusomonadida, Apusomonadidae. Gene Ontology annotation, biological process: signal transduction. The coding region runs from base 1 to 594 and encodes 197 amino acids. The record is from RefSeq and is a predicted model, not a curated record. Gene Ontology annotation, cellular component: plasma membrane.
AUGGCAGCAGCAGACUCGAGCACGCCAUAUGCCAUCCUGGGUCCACCGAGGGUGGGCAAGACUUCGCUGCUUGUCUCGUAUGCCUACCACCAGUUUCCCGAGCCGAGCCAACUCGCCGAGCUCAUCCACGACGAGGUCUACCGCAAGUCACCCGUCAUCGACAACGUCCCCAACUGCAUCACCAUUCUCGAUGCUGUUGAUGUUCUCGACCGCGAGUCGAGCAUAUUCUACUCGCCCGAUGUCCAUGCCCAUGGCAUCCUCUGUCUCUACGCUGUCGAUGAUCGCACCUCGUUUGAUGCCCUCGACGAGAUCAUCGCUGCUGUCCGCAGCCAUCCCGAGCCGCUCAUCGAUGGCCGGCCGAGAGAAAUUGUCAUAGUGGCCACCAAGACCGACGUUGACCCUGCUGUAGUCUCGUCCGAUGAGGGUCACGCCAAGGCCGCUGCUCUCCGCGUGCCAUUUGUCGAAACGUCGGCCAAGACUCGCCAUGGCGUCGACCUCGCCUUUGUCACUCUCAUUCGCAGCAUCGACGCUGCCAGAGAAGCACACGCCGCCGCUUCUCGUCCCCAGCUCCGGCACCGCUGCUCCCUGCUGUAACACUUCCUCUCCUCCGCC